GUCACCCCUCAGCUCGAUCUUCUCACACAAUUAAGAAACACUCAAUGAGCAAUGAACUGGACCCUGCCAGCCAGCCAGUCUACAAUGAUACAUCGUGCACACCAUUGAACGCCCUAGCCACCCGUAUCGGGCAAAAUGCUAUUGGGAUCCAGAAGUUGAGAUAGGAGCCUUGGUUACAUCCAGAUAUACCUACGGCGGAGUACGCCUCCCUAGUAACAAACGUCAAGCCAGGACAGAACUGCGGCUGCCGUGUCUCUAGUCUUGCCCAGUUGGCCUGUAGGCAUUUCUAACCGGCAACAUUCGAAUUCGCUGUGCACCAGCUACAGCUGCCCAGAUUAAUCCAUGUGCCCUGAUCUAAGCUGUAUGCUCUCGCCUCUGCCCCCGACGGAUUGCUAUGCUUCGAGUGUGGCCAGCUUAGUAAAGAAAAAGGUGAUAUGCAUAUUAUCUAACGAGUAGCAAGAUGCCGCCAAGACCAGGGACGGAGCCAGAGCAACAGUGGCCACCGCGCUCGCCUCACGAAGCCCUCUUAAGCACGCCAGGUGGACGUGAGCGACUUCGUCGGCUAGCCGAACGAGCCUCGCCCUCUCCAUCUCCAUCCAAGCGAGCCUCGCGGCCAAUAGCAAAUUGUGCCAAUUCCCAUAGCGCACGAGGAACAAACGGCGAAGACGAUAGGCUGGAUCUGGACCUGGAUGGUGAUGAAGAUGAAGAAACUCUAGAGUUGAAGUUAGCGGCGAUACAAGCAAAGCUCAAGCUGAAAAAGCUGCAAGCGGCAAAGGCGAAAAGAGUUCAAGAACCUGACACAAAUGCUAUACAGCCCGAGUUGCUGUCGAAACCAGAUGCUGCAUUACCAAGUCGAGCCCAGUCUCGCACUGAUGGCUUAAGGUCUGGCCCAACAAUAAGACCUCAAUCACAAGCAGAUGUUGAAGUUCCAGCUUCUCCUGUAAGAAGGUCACAGACGGCACAAGAGAUGACAUCGCCUAGUAGGGUGCGAUUAGGAAUAGACAAGGGACUCAGAGCAAAAGACGUCUCUCUAAAGCGCGCCCCAAGCGUAAAGAAAACAGUGGACACUGGUCAUAGUUCACACGGAGGCUACCUUCACAGAGCAAACACGCCAGUGCUGAGCGUUGCAAAUCAGCCAAAGGUCCAAGAACGGCCGAAAAGCUUCAGCGAACGACUAGCUGCUGCUCGAACUGACGAGAAAUCCCGACAAGAGCGGCGGGAGAAGAUACAACAGGUGAGGACCAAUGCUUUUCAGCUAGGCAGGGAAGAAUUGGAGGAGCUCAAACGGAACGCUAUGCAACUACCAGAUUUACCAAUCAAAGAGGAAGAAUACAGUAGAGAUGAGGUUAUAGCAGGUGGCGGUUUGAGGCGAAGCAACACCAUGCCAAGCACGCGAGAUCAAUUGUCAGGAGCAGCAAGCGAUCAAGAACCACUAGAAUCAGGGAAACAGAAGGAGACGUAUACAAGAAAGAUAAAGGUCCCACCAGCCGAAGUUCCGGAAGAGGAGGCGUCGGCAUUCGAACCUUAUUCUAGUCUUCACCUUACAAAGCGAAUAAUCCCACACCUGACCCUCACCCGCAACCUUUCUGGCAAGAAGACAUACACAAUCCCAGAUGUCUUAAAACAUGUGAAAGCCCCGGAAUUCCAACUGCCUGAUAUUGAGCAAGACAUAGUCGUGUUUGGUAUACUAGCAUCCAAAUCCGAUCCUAGAGCACAUAAAAGCACGGGCAGUAACCUCAAAGAGAAGAAGGAGCAUGACCCGACCAAAGCGAAAUAUAUGGUCCUGACACUGGUAGAUUUGAAAUGGGAACUCGAACUUUUUCUCUUCAAUACAGGCUUUGAGCGGUACUGGAAAUUGACCCCCGGCACGCUUCUCGCCAUUCUCAACCCCACAAUCAUGCCUCCACCUCCAAACAGGACAGACACAGGUAGAUUUAGUCUCGUAAUCAACAGCGGCGACGACACAAUCCUAGAAGUGGGUACUGCACGAGAUCUCGGUUUCUGCGAGAGCAUCAAGAAAGAUGGUGCGCUUUGUAGCAGCUGGGUGAAUAGCAAACGCACCAAAUUCUGCGAGUUCCACACGAACUUGGCGUUGUCCAAGAAGCUGGCAGCUAGACAAGAUGUUAACGCACACAACACGGGUCUUGGGCCUAAGAAACAUAAUUCAUAUCGUUUAGGAAAAUGGGAGCAACAUGCAAACGACCCAGGCAAGAAGCGACGAGGGAAUUACGACCGCGAGACGCAAAGCGCCUAUUUCCUACACGAACCCAGCUCGGCCAGCUUGAUUGAUAAUGAGAUCUUAGGCGGCGCCCAUAAUGGUGUCGCCAGCACUAUCGAGCGUAGUGAAGCACUACGCCGACGCCUCGCGACAGAGGAAAAGGAGCGUGAUCUUAUGCAGAAACUAGGUGAGGUCGGGAGCGGUGCAGGGAGGGAAUAUAUGAAGACAGGCCCCCUAUCAUAUAAGAAUAAGAGUGCGAAUCGAGUUGGGUCUAGCUUUGCAUCGACGACGACUGCAAGUUCUACCCUCUCGAUAGAAGAGCCAAGCCCCCAGCUCGAUGCGAAGAGCCUUGGCCUCAUAGCAGAUAGGAACAAUAAGAUCCAUCUCAGCCCCGUUAAGCGGAAGCGCGUCGAAAGCGCGCUGUCGAGCCGGAGCUCGAGCUUGCUCGGCUCUACCGCCAACAGUUCGGCAGCCUCUGGCGGGGCCGCAUUAGGUUGGGGAGGUACACUAAAGGAUAAAUUGGCGAAGAUGAAAGAAGGACAGAAAUUACAUGCCACCAAUGGGGCUGCGAGCGAUAAUCCGCAUGGGACGAACGAGGCCGGUCAAGAUAGAAAUCGGUCCCCGGCGCGUAAGAAGACCCGUUUCGUCACCGAGAAAGGGAUUCGCGAGGCUGGGCGCGAGAGCCUAGGUACCGAGUUAACUAGUGGCGGAGUAAGCCAAGGACGUGGCAUGGUGUUCUUGGAUGACGAUGAUGACGAUGAUGAGUUACUCAUUCUCAAGUAGAUAGAUGGAUAAGCAUGUAUGAACAUAGAAAUUUUGGUCCGCUCUAUACGGAUGGACAUAGGAUAAGAUAGAUACAUUAAGAGGUGAAGAUUAGGUUAUCUUCCAAUGUCUCAAUUUUGUUCAUGAGUCUCCUUUCUUGCCUUCGUUAUCUAUGUCAGUGGGGAAGGGAGUGAUAUAAAAAUACAUCAUUUACAU
Messenger RNA from Xylaria bambusicola, 3196 nucleotides. RefSeq lists its product as uncharacterized. The transcript is spliced from 3 exons. The record is from RefSeq and is a predicted model, not a curated record. Gene Ontology annotation, molecular function: DNA replication origin binding; single-stranded DNA binding. Gene Ontology annotation, cellular component: replication fork protection complex; nucleus. Lineage: Eukaryota; Fungi; Ascomycota; Sordariomycetes; Xylariales; Xylariaceae. Bases 461 to 3001 code for a protein of 846 amino acids. Gene Ontology annotation, biological process: DNA replication; DNA replication initiation.